AUGUCAGAAGGAGCAUCAUCAUCCUCCUCACCGACACCGAAUAGAACCUCCGCCAAGGAAGAAUCUCCAAUGAUUUCUGAACCAUCAACUCACACGAGCGAGAGACAAAACUCUGAAGUGGAGGGCGAGCCAAUAAUACGACAAACAUCUGAGCAAAAGAAAUACUACGAAGCAGACGCAGGUGAUGGAACAAAGGCACAUGAACAGUACCUCCAUGGAGUACCGUUGCUACUCACCAUAUUAUCGUGCAUUGUCACUCUAUUCAUUGCCGCUUUAGACCAGACUAUUGUAUCAACCAUCUUGACCACUGUGGGUGAGCAUUUCAACGCAUUUGACAAAGUGGGGUGGUUAACUUCUGGUUUCAUGUUACCGAUGGCGUGCUUAAUUCCCUCCUAUGGUAAACUUUCAAUCGCAUUUGGCCGCAAAGCCACACUUUUGACCGGAAUUGUCAUUUUUGAAAUUGGGUCCUUAAUUUCAGCACUUUCCAACUCAAUGAGUUUGUUAAUUGGUGGUCGUGUGAUUCAAGGUGUUGGUGGUGGUGCUAUCCAGAGUAUGGUGAUGGUUAUCUUGACCGAAAGUGUUCCAAUAUCAAGGCGGUCGUUGGUUUUUGCGUCAGUCUCGAUGGUGUGGUCAACCUCGAGUGUGCUUGGUCCCAUAAUUGGUGGUGCUUUGGAAAAGAUCACUUGGAGGUGGUGUUUUUACAUAAAUUUGCCAAUUGGCGGAGUCAGUUUUUUAAUUCUUGUGUUUGGAUUCAAUCCUCCAAAACCAAAGGGAAAUAUCCGGCAAAAGUUGUCCACCAUCGAUUAUGUGGGUACGUUUUUCAUGACUCUGGGACUAGUAUUGGUUCUUUUGGGGUUGACUUUUGGUGGGAUCGACUAUCCUUGGCGAUCAGCAGCGGUGAUUUGUUUAUUCACCAUUGGUGGGAUAUUGCUCAUUAUAUUUGCAAUUUGGAAUUUUGGGUAUUCAACCAACCCUAUAAUUUUACCUGAAUUUGUGAAAUCAUUUACUACAAUGACUGCAUUGAUUAGUGCCAUGUUCAAUUUUGGAUUCUUUAUAUCCAACUUGACUUAUUUGGCUGUUUACUUCCAAGUGGCGUUUAAUGCGAGCUCGUUGCAAUCAGGAAUAGACUUGUUGCCUCUAGUUAUUUCUGUUUCAGUUACGUCAGUGGUCAACUCAUUCUUUAUCAACUGGACGAAAAACGUUAAAAUUACAAUGAUUGUUUCAGGAGUUUUGAGUCCGCUUGGAUCUGGACUCUUGUUGUUGUUGGAUAAGCAUUCAAGUGUUGGGAAAAGGAUUGGGAUUUUGAUAGUUUCCGGUAUAGCCAUUGGUUUGCAGUUCCAGAGCUCCACUUUGAGCGCUCAACUAGUAGCUCCAAAGGAUAUCCCAGGAGCAUUGAUUUUGGUGACUGUUUUGCUUAAUUUUGCUAGAGAGUUGGCAUCAACUGUUUCAGUCACGAUUGCCCAAUUGUUGUUCCAAGUUACUGGAACGAGGUACAUUCAAAAUUUGCAACGUGAUAUCAGCAGAAAUGUUGAUGGGUAUGCGGAGUUUACUAGUAUGAUGCCCAAGUCCUUGAUAUCUAAUCCAAGGUUGGUUAAUCAAUUGCCUACUGAAGUUCAAGAGAUGGUUUUGGAUCAAUUUGUAAAAGCAUUGAAGAAUGUAUUUUAUUUCGGAUUGGGAUUAGCUGUGGUGUGCUUUUUCGCGUCGAUGUUCACAACGCUGAAAAGGAUACCCAAGACGAAGGAUAUCAAAACAGGUGAUAGCGAAAAAGAUGAGGAGAAAACAGAGCAAUUGAAAGAAUCUAAUGGUAUAAAUCGAUUGCAGAAUAAAGCAGAUGCCACGAGUGUACUGAACUCACAAACCUCGCAUCGAGUAAGCAAAGAAAAUACAGAUAGAUAA
Messenger RNA from Lodderomyces theae, 1896 nucleotides. RefSeq names its product Sge1p (gene SGE1). Gene Ontology annotation, cellular component: membrane. The record is from RefSeq and is a predicted model, not a curated record. Gene Ontology annotation, biological process: transmembrane transport. Gene Ontology annotation, molecular function: transmembrane transporter activity. Lineage: Eukaryota; Fungi; Ascomycota; Pichiomycetes; Serinales; Debaryomycetaceae. The transcript has a single exon. The coding region runs from base 1 to 1896 and encodes 631 amino acids.